CCCAACCCCGAUGAGAAGACAAAGCAGGAGCUCGAGGACCUCACGGCCGACAUCAAGAAGACGGCGAACAAAGUGCGCUCCAAGUUGAAAGCCAUCGAGCAGAGCAUCGAGCAGGAGGAAGGCUUGACCCGCUCCUCGGCCGACCUCCGCAUCCGCAAGACCCAGGGCCGCACCACCACCAAUGAGGAGCUGGAGGACAUGCUGGAGAGCGGGAAGUUGGCCAUCUUCACCGACGACAUCAAGAUGGACUCGCAGAUGACCAAACAGGCGCUGAACGAGAUCGAGACGCGACACAACGAGAUCAUCAAGCUGGAAACCAGCAUCCGGGAGCUGCACGACAUGUUUGUGGAUAUGGCCAUGCUGGUGGAGAGCCAG
Molecule: messenger RNA, 375 nt
Organism: Nestor notabilis (Kea)
Lineage: Eukaryota; Metazoa; Chordata; Aves; Psittaciformes; Psittacidae
Product: syntaxin-1B
Exons: 5
Biological process (GO): exocytic insertion of neurotransmitter receptor to postsynaptic membrane; intracellular protein transport; vesicle fusion
Cellular component (GO): endomembrane system; SNARE complex; plasma membrane
Molecular function (GO): SNAP receptor activity; SNARE binding
Source: RefSeq, a predicted model, not a curated record